CAACCGCUGUUUCCACGGCCUGCUACGUGUCUCUCUAACUCAGUCCUACACUCACUCUCGAGGUCUGGAAAAAAGCUAUCUUCCAACACACUGCAUGCGAUUGCCUAGCUUUAGAUAUGCCCCUCUCGAGCAUUCCUCAGGAGCUAUUGGACAACAUAUUUGAGCAGCUUUCGCCGUACAGAUGCUCCAAAGUGAUUGUAGAGCCGGACAGUUUGACCUCCCAGAAGGCCCUUGCUAGAUGCACACGCGUGUGUCGCGCUCUACACGAGCCGGCUGCGAGAGUCCUUUGGAGACAACAGCAUCUGAAUUACGUCCUUCGUGCAAUCCUGUCGAACGACAGUGCUGUCGGACGGCCUGGCGGAUUGGUCGAUGUCGAUAAACUCAGUGCGCAUGGAACGACAGGAGCUCGCUCGCAUAAUCGUCCCUUUGGCUACAUAUUCUUAACGCGGCCCCUCACUGCGCACGAAUGGUCGCGAUUCGAACAUUACGCCCGAUUUGUCCGCGUCCUUUACUACUUGUCCACGGACACGAUCGAUCCCUCUGUCUUCUUUAUCCUCCAGCAGCAAGCACGAGGCAGGCCGCUCUUCCCCAAUAUCCGGGAGUUACAAUGGUUGCAUGCGACGCCCGAGUUGCUGUGCAUAGUCACGCCUGCUGUUUGCAUUCUGCGCCUUCCGAAAGACUACGGUCCAGCGCAUAGGAGUGAUCUGGAAGCAUCUGGGGGCCGCAUGCCGCGGCGCGCAUUCCAGCAAAUCCUUCCUCACGUACUGCAUUGCCUCCCAGGACUCCAGGAACUCGAGCUUCCACCAGUCGCCCAUGAGGCCUUUUGGUCUUCUUUCACAUCGACACCCGGCAGUCCCUGCUUCAUCGGCCAGAGCAUCCGCACCCUCCAUAUCUGCGAGUCGGGUCGUGACCUCUUGACAGCUGCUCUCCCGGCCCUUUCGACAAUGACGGAGCUCACGGAGCUCAGGAUCAAACUCACUGACGUGAGCGCGGGAUCUGACUUUGACGCGUAUGCGUACGAUCGCUGGGACACAUCAUACAUCCAUACCUUUGCGCGACUAAAGCAUCUGUGGAUUGAUGCCUUGACCGUGCACACGAUGGCAAGCAUGGUCAAAGCGAUCGACGCCCCCCACGUUGAGAUCAUGGAACUCUCCUGCUUGUGUACGCCGAUUGCAGGCCACGACACCCGUAUAGGAGAGUCGCUCCAUACGGCCUUUGAUCUAUUGCGUCGCCGAAAUGCAGCGUCCAUCUGGAAACUCCACCUUUCGUUCCGUCACCUCGACUUACCUCUGCUUCCCACUGCCGGGCUUGCGGUUAACGCACCAUUCCCCUCCUUGACAAGUCCAUUACUCGAGCUUCGUCGCCUCCGUGCCAUUGAGAUAUCCCAAGAACGGAGGGAUCAUCUGGAGGUGUCCCUGAACGCCCCUGCUAUCGUAUCAGCUUGGCCGACGUUGCGGACCCUCUCCCUCCUAGGACAGUAUGCGACCCCCAGGUUUCUCCAAGCGGUCGCACGUACAUGCUCUCAUAUCGAGAGUCUGACGGUCUUCACAUUAACGUGGGACUUUCUCGAUCCCGCGAAGCUCGCUGCUAGCCAUUUCUAUUGCGUAGACCCUGCUGGUACCGGCUUGAACACAGGCGCGUCUGCGCUCCGCUGCCUACGCAUCGACGGUACCUUCAAAGUUCGGGAGUCUGGUCCCAUCCGAGCAAUCGCUUCCUUUCUGGACUCGCUCUUUCCAAGGCUUGACAUAGAUAGGUGUGUGGCGCCGAGGGAUGAUGGUAAGUCCGAAGACCCAGGGAGCUGGCCUGACAUCAUGGGGGAAGUGGCCAAGUUGCAGCUCGCACGACAGCGGAACAUGAGGUGCUCGUGAAGAAGGAAGAUGCUGAAUGCGCCAUGCCGCAUUUACAUCUGGUGUUAUCGAUGUACGACAAACAUUUGGUAGAUCCAAAAGACUGUACUAUACAAGGUCGAUGGUUGAUUAUACAGCGAUCCACGCACGCAGAAACCUUCGACUGUACAUCCGAUGGUUCUGCCAACUCUCGGCUUCAGCCCAACCUGACGCCGCAAAGAAUACAAUUCCCAUCGACGGCCCGGGAGUUCCAGCCAGACCCUUGAUGAGCCCCAAUACGAGUUAUCGAAGGGACCGAAGGAGAUGAUUGUAUGAGUGCAGACAACAUUGGUCCCUAG
Messenger RNA from Fomitopsis serialis, 2185 nucleotides. RefSeq lists its product as uncharacterized. Gene Ontology annotation, molecular function: protein binding. NCBI's taxonomy places the organism in Eukaryota, Fungi, Basidiomycota, Agaricomycetes, Polyporales, Fomitopsidaceae. The transcript is spliced from 3 exons. The coding region runs from base 117 to 1868 and encodes 583 amino acids. The record is from RefSeq and is a predicted model, not a curated record.